Messenger RNA from Magallana angulata, 1405 nucleotides. RefSeq lists its product as uncharacterized. Lineage: Eukaryota; Metazoa; Mollusca; Bivalvia; Ostreida; Ostreidae. The record is from RefSeq and is a predicted model, not a curated record. The coding region runs from base 147 to 719 and encodes 190 amino acids. The transcript has 4 exons.
GAUAAAUCACUCAUGCGUAGCCCGGGUUGUAAGGUAAACAAACAGCACACCUUGAGUAUGUCAGACGAUAAUUCACGUACGUAAAACUAAAGGAUGGAGUUAUAACCAUGGUUAGAGGAAUGGAUGCGUUUCGAUGAUGGGUAGAAAUGGAAUGUGUUCAAUCAAGGAUUUUUCCAGAUGUUUACAAAGAUAAGGAGCCACAAGCACAAAGCAAUAAUCCAAACAUCUUGAGAGGGGAUGUGGCACUGAAAGUGGAGGCCCGGAUUAAACGAGAAAAAUCCUUACAUGAUAAAAUGCUCAGCAAAACUUACGCAGCAGAGGAGAUUUCUGGAAGAAUAAUGGAGGAGCGAGAGCGACUGUCUCUGGGAACCAGAUCUAGGGCAACCUCGGGAACCAGUUCGCCGGUCCCUAGCAACAGCACCCGAAAACAAGUUCAUUUUAAGACUGAUGGCAGUGGGGAUGUUCCAAAGUCCAAAAAAGGAGGCAAAGUGAAAAGUUCCACAAACAGUGUUAGUAGUGACGAGAAACAAAUCUCUGUUACCAUAGCAGGAAUAAAUACCAUCCAAUCAAAUGACACCUCACAAACAGAACAGCCAAUCACAGACCAUGGCUCAAAGGACUCAAAUGGAUUUAUACCGAAAAAGGAGUUGCCUGUCAUCGAAGAGAGAACGAGUAGUCGAGCCAGUGGUCUGAGCGGUUCAGAAUCAAAAAGAGGCUGAGAGCUUUGUGGGAGAUCUUCAACCUCCCUGUCUGUUAUAGUUUUAAUCUACUGAACUUAACUCCCAACAUUUGAUAUUACGAAUAUGAAUUCCUAAACAGUCUAGUCCUUAUAACAUUGUUACUCACUUUCUGUUUGUCCAAAGAAUCUGUGAAGUAGUCAUAAUUGUUAUGUAUUUUGAUGUUCUUUUAUUAUGGAGCUCAUGAUGUAGCAGAUCUAUUGAACUAAAUUAUAUGUUGCAAAAUACAAUAUGAUACUCGUAGUAAUUGGAUGUCUAUAGCUGUAAAUAGAUACUUUUAUAUAUACACGUGUAUACAAAAUGAGCUACUUAGACUAAUACAUGGGUAUAAUCCCUUUCUAAAGCCAGCAUUAUAAAGUAUUCUCAUGGUUAUGAUAUAUUAAUUAGGCCUCAUGUGUAGCAUUACAGUAUUAGUUAUUAUGUACCAGUAUAUUAAAUGGCAUUACUUGCUGCAGUAAUUAUUAUGCAUGUACAUGUAUUUGGAGACAAAUUAAUACCAAUAGUAUUUUUAUUUUGAAAUAAACACCAUGGGAUCCUAAUCAUAAUCGAAAACAGUAGUCAAUUAACAGUUAAUUAGAUAGAAAAUUAUUUGUUAUUAAUUGAAGUUUAUUCCUAACAAUUUUAUCAAAUGUAAUAUUUUGAAAUAUUUGCACAUUGUCAUGUUUUUG